AUGCGUAUCAUUCCCGUCCCAGUCCUUGAAGAUAACUACGCCUACGUCCUCUUCGACGAAAAGACCUCCGAGGCUGCUGUCAUCGAUCCCGUCGAGCCCCAAAAGUUGCUCCGCAUCGUUCAACAUCUGAAUGCCAAAUUGACGUCGGUCCUCGUCACCCACCACCACUGGGAUCACGCCGACGGCAAUGUCGAGCUGCUUGCCAAGAGGCCCGGUCUUGCUGUCUUUGGUGCCGAUGCCAGGAUUCCCGAAAUCAAUUAUGUUGUCAAGGAUAAAGAGGAGUUCAAGGUCGGAUCAUUGACCGUCCAGGCUCUCUGGACUCCUUGUCACACCAAGGGCAGUGUUUGCUACUUUAUCAAGGACGGAAACGACAGCGCUGUCUUUACCGGCGAUACUCUCUUCCUCAGUGGAUGCGGGCGAUUCUUCGAGGGUACCGCGGCAGACAUGUACAACAGCUUGCUUCACGUUUUAGCCACCUUGCCCGUCGAGACCAAGGUCUAUUGCGGACACGAGUACACCAAGGCCAACCUCAAAUUUGCCAACCAUGUCGAGCCCGAUAACGUUCACGUGGCUCAAAGGCUGCAAUGGGCCUCGGACGAGAGCGUCACGUCGACCAUACCUGGCACCAUUGGCGAGGAGCUGCUCGCCAACCCUUUCCUCCGCGUCAACGAACCAUCAUUGCAGGCGUUCACGGGCAAGACCGAUCCUAUCGAUGUCAUGCACGCCCUUCGUGAGCUGAAGAACAACUUCAAGUGA
Molecule: messenger RNA, 756 nt
Organism: Linnemannia hyalina
Lineage: Eukaryota; Fungi; Mortierellomycota; Mortierellomycetes; Mortierellales; Mortierellaceae
Source: the annotation of a GenBank genome assembly